UUAACUUUUGAAUAAAACGUACUUUAGUUUGUUUUUGUUGUAACCAAGACUUUAUAUUUAAAAAGUGGUGUCAGAAGUGGGAUUCUAAAUGCGAAUUCCACAGUGACCAUGAAUCCUGAACAAAUUGAACCGUUGACGAAUGUGAUUGCAGAUGCUAUCCGGCAGGCAGUACAACAGGCAACACAGGCGGUAUUGAACAGUGUCCCACAUCAACAAAUUUCUACGAAUCCAAAGCCACCACCAUUUUCUUUCUCGGAGUAUAGAUCUACAGACGAAAUUACAGUAUGUGAUUAUUUUACCAGACUCGAAUGGGCUUUAAAAUUAAGCAAGAUUCCUGAAGAAGAAUACGCGAAUUAUGCCAGAGUGAAUAUUGGUGCCGAAUUGAAUAACGCUUUGAAAGUGCUGAUAAGCCCACGAUCUCCUGAUAACGCUACAUACAGUGAGUUAAAGAACGCAUUGAUAUCACAUUUCGAUGCUGAGAAGAAUAAGUACGCAGAAAGCAUUAAGUUCCGACGAACGUUGCAGGAAAAUGGUGAAACGAUGGCAAAUUUUGCUUUGAGGCUUAAACAGGCAACAUCAUUCUGUGAGUACGCGGAAUUCCUUGACAGAAUGUUGAUUGAACAAUUUUUAGUGGGAUUGAAAUCACAACCCAUUUGUGAUGAGAUCAUUGCGAAGAAACCUUCUACGUUUAGAGAGGCAUACGAAAUUGCUCACGCUUUGGAAUCAUCUCAUCAGACGACAACUGACAUGAAAACAUCAGUAACAUUACCCCAAUCUGCUGACCUCACGAAUAAAGUAGGUACUUUUUCACAACGAAGGAACGAGAGAAAGCACGCCCCUAAUAUGAGACAAGGUGACAAUCGUAUCAAGAGAGAUACUAAUGAACAGAAGGGGUCGAAUACGGUUUGUUAUGGUUGUGGUGGCCAGCAUCAAAGGAAAGGAUGUAAAUUUUUGAAUGCUACGUGUUAUAGUUGUGGAAAGACAGGCCACAUUUCUAGAGUGUGUAAUUCGAAAACAUCUCAACUGACCGAGGAGCCCGAAACUGAAAUAGACUUCGUGGAGAGUAUUCAUAAAUUAAAUGACGUGAAAACAUGUAAGAGAAUGAUAAGUACAACUAUAAAUGGUACCGCCAUCCAAAUGGAAUUGGACACCGGUGCUCCAUGCGGAAUGAUAAGCAAGAUUGAAUAUCAGCAAAUUAAAGCUACUGGUCGUCUGCGGAGGACGGAUAGAAAUUUUUGCAGCUACACGGGUCACAAGAUACAAUGCGUGGGUCGGGCACCAGUGAACGUCAAGGUGGGUGCAACAACUCGCAGACUUAAUGUUUAUGUAGUUGAUGGCAAAUUCGACUCCCUGUUUGGAAGGGAGUGGAUUUCACAGUUUACGGAGGAAAUCGAUUUUAGGAAACUAUUUUCGACAUCGGAUCAGGUAAAUACUAUAAAAGUAGCCACGCCAUCAUUGACUUCUACUCAGAAUGAAACUCUUCAGCAGAUUUUGAAUUCAUAUGACGAUGUCUUUGGCGAAACAGCAGGUAAAUUAGUCGGACCACCCAUAAAAUGCCAUUUUAAACCUGAUAUUACACCGGUAUUCUCAAAAGCGAGGGAAAUACCAAUUGCACUGCGUGAAUCCUAUGCUGCCGAAAUCGAUUCCAAAAUAGCAUCUGGGUUUUAUGAACGCGUUGAAUUCUCGGAAUGGGCAUCGACCACACAUGUCGUCACCAGGAAGAACGGUAAGAUUAGAAUCACGGGCAAUUAUAAACCCACACUGAAUCCGAGGAUAAUUAUAGACGAAUACCCAAUUCCCCGUGCUGAACAUCUGUUUAACAAAAUGAGUGGGGCCAAAAUUUUCUGUCAUCUUGACAUUACUGAUGCGUAUUCCCACUUACCAAUAGAUAGAGAAUUUAGUCACGCCUUGACACUUAAUACGCCAACACAUGGACUCAUUCGUCCUACCAGGGCCGUAUACGGUGCGGCAAAUAUCCCUGCCAUAUGGCAGCGACGAAUGGAAACGGUGUUACAGGGCGUUGCGAAUACAACACUAGACCGACUACGGGAACAAGGACUGCGCCUUAACCGUAGUAAAUGUGUAUUUGCGGCUCCCGCUGUUGAGUUUCUUGGACACAAAAUUGAUUCUAACGGCAUUCAUAAAUCGGAUAAACAUAUUGAGGCGGUUAGAGAUGCACCCAAACCCACGAAUGUAGAGGAGCUUCAACUGUUUUUGGGCAAGGCUACGUAUUACAGUGCAUUUAUCCCAAACUUGUCCACUAGAGAUCGGCCGCUCCGAGAUGUACUUUUGAAUGAUGAAUUUAUCUGGACGGAUGCAGCAGAGGAUGCAUAUCAAGAUAUUAAAAAAGCUUUAAUAUCACCUCAAGUGCUUAUGCCGUAUGAUCCGAGCCUACCUCUUGUUUUGGCUACGGAUGCGAGCAAAACUGGCCUAGGUGCUGUUUUGUCACAGCGAGUUGCCAACAAACUAGAAAGACCAGUGGCGUAUGCAAGCCGCACUUUAACACCCACGGAACAGAAGUACCCCCAAAUGGAUAAAGAGGCUCUGGCCAUCGUUUGGGCUGUCCAGAAGUUUUUCUUGUACUUGUAUGCACGACAUUGGACUUUAGUCACCGACCACAAGCCUUUGUCCCAGAUAUUACACCCUCACAAAUCGUUACCAGUAUUAUGCAUCAGCAGGAUGUCAAAUUAUGCAGAUUUUUUAUCAAAUUUUGAUUUUGAUAUUGAAUUUAGAAAUACCAAGGCCAAUAUUAAUGCGGAUUAUUGUUCUAGAGCAAUCCGCAACGACACAAUAUUACAAAUCCAGACUCAUGAUCCCAAUACAACACCAAAGUGGGAUUACGAUGGCUUCGAUAAUUUUAUGAUCAACCAGAUAAGACAACUUCCCGUAAGAAACCAAUUAGUUGUUCGUGAGACAUCUAAAGAUGAGCACUUGGGACAUAUUUUACGCUUACUUGAAGAAGGAAAGAAUUUGAAACAAUAUGGAUUCAGAGAACCUGAAACUAAUUACAAACUCACUACUGGCUGCCUUACUUAUGAUCACAGAGUUGUAAUUCCCGACAGCCUUCGUGGACGAAUACUGGACGACCUGCAUACUGCACACCUGGGUGUCGUUAAGAUGAAAGGGCUGGCGAGAUCAUUUGUGUAUUGGCCUGGCAUCGAUGCUGAUAUAGAGAACAUUGCUCGAAAAUGUGCUGACUGCGCUCGUAAUGCCCACAACCCAGCCAAGUUUCGCCAACACCACUGGGAAUAUCCCAAAGGACCCUGGGAGCGUAUCCAUGUUGACUACGCCGGUCCUUUUGAAGGCGCAAUGUUGCUAAUAAUUACUGAUGCUUUCAGUAAGUGGGUCGAGGUGAAGAUUACUAACUCAGUCAGCACUGCAGCGACGGUAAAUGUGCUUGAUGAGCUUUUUGCUGCUUACGGGGUUCCCGUUACCAUUGUUUCUGACAACGGAACUUGCUUUACUUCCGCCGAAUUCAGAAAUUAUCUCGGCAUUGUUGGUGUUAAGUAUCACAAACGAACAGCUCCUUACCAUCCAUCAAGCAACGGACAGGUGGAAAGAUACGUGCAGACCGUUAAGGAUGCCUUAAAGAAUAUGGGCACAACCAGACGCACUCUUCAGGAAAACCUCAAUGAAUUUCUCAGACAAUAUCGAAAAGCCCCACACUCAACAACGGGUCAGUCCCCUUCACAAUUGUUUUUAGGCCGUACUAUUCGUACUCGAUUGGAUCUCGUCUACCCUACGGACAUUCCAACUUCAGUUAUGGAAAAGCAAUACAUGCAAUUCACACCAACGUAUAGAACAAUUGAUAAAGGCGCAAGGGUACAGUUUUUGUCUGGAAAUCCACGAAUGGAAAAGUGGUUGUUUGGCACUAUAUUAACACGCUUAGGUGACUUGCAUUACGAAGUGGACUAUAAAGGUAAACGUGUUAAACGUCAUAUAGACCAAAUAAGGAAUACUGGUGUUCCUGAUGAAGGCGAUGUUACUAGCAGAACAACACCCAAGACACAAACCAGCAUUCAAGAUCCAGGUAUUAGAAGAUUUUCCUCUAUUCAAAUGUCACCACAAGGCAGGAGUGAAGUGUCUGGAAGCGACUUGAACUACUUCACACCAACCCAACUCAGCUCAUAUUCAAGAACAACAACAACGGAAGGAAGUGAGUGCCAUACUGGUAGUGAACUAGCCAACCAAAGUCCAGGAAAGGAAGUUCAGCCAAUCCAACCAAAAUUAGAAGCAGCAACUACACAUGAUGGGAACCCUGGAUCCUCUUCAUCGCAGCGGUCUAAUAUUCCA
Lucilia sericata (common green bottle fly) is the source of this 4293-nucleotide messenger RNA. RefSeq lists its product as uncharacterized. Gene Ontology annotation, molecular function: nucleic acid binding; zinc ion binding. Lineage: Eukaryota; Metazoa; Arthropoda; Insecta; Diptera; Calliphoridae. The record is from RefSeq and is a predicted model, not a curated record. The transcript is spliced from 2 exons. Gene Ontology annotation, biological process: DNA integration. The annotation marks the transcript as partial.